Messenger RNA from Vespula vulgaris, 2338 nucleotides. Its product is annotated as gastrula zinc finger protein XlCGF57.1-like. The record is from RefSeq and is a predicted model, not a curated record. Gene Ontology annotation, molecular function: DNA-binding transcription factor activity; RNA polymerase II cis-regulatory region sequence-specific DNA binding. NCBI's taxonomy places the organism in Eukaryota, Metazoa, Arthropoda, Insecta, Hymenoptera, Vespidae. Gene Ontology annotation, biological process: regulation of transcription by RNA polymerase II.
GCGGGUAGAGGUAUAAACGAAAAGAGCAUAAAAAAGAAAAGAGAAAGAUAUAAAUCCCGUAUGGUAGGAUAGCUCGAAUAAUUUGAAUAUGGCGGAAAAAGAUGUGUCCGCGCGGCGAACAGUGCUGCCAGCACGGAAGUAUACGGUGACGCUAUGCUCAGCUUCGCUCCCUCCAAAACCCGCGCGUACAUUGGCAACAUUGUUUUUUGGUAGUUUACAAAUAAAAUGGCCGAUAUAUGAGGCUAUUUUGUAUGGACAAUAAAAUAUGGAAUUUUGUAAAAUUAAUGACGGUCGGUCGCGUACAUGUGCGAGUUAAUGUGGAAAAGCCGCGUCGUAAAGUACGGUAAAAUAUCGUGGAGUGUAAGUGAGCGUGUGGGAGUGCCGUUAGAGAAAGGUGGAGGUUGUCUUCGAAGACCCGUGGACGCCGCAGGCCCGAGAAGACCGAUAGGAAGAAUCGGUGAGGCGGUACGAUCUAGAGAGUACCGUGGGGACCGCCGUAUUAAUUUCGGUGGCGCACGGUGGCGCGGCAAACUAUAGAAAAACACGGCUCUAGAAUAGGCGAACUCGGGUUCUGCGGGUGCACACGGGGCCCCCUCUGCCGCCUGCACCAAAUUUUCGGGGACCCUCGCCUCCGCCACCCGGAGGCUGCGUGCGUCGGAGCCAGAGGGGACGAAGCGCGCCAACAUAGAAUUUCGAACCAUUUACAUAUCGUAUGCCACGCAUGACCACCACGAGGUCUUGAUAGACCCCUGGUGCUCCUUUAUCACAUACCAACUUGGGACUGUCUGCGAGUACUUUCAAUGAUCCUGGUAUUACACUCAUAAGUGAUCGGUUACAUCUUACUCGGACAGAUAUGUUACCCAAAUGGAGAGCAUUGGUACGGAGGAUGCGUUGACAGAGACAGAGGGGCCUACCGAUAUAGCCUCCAGCCAAAACAACCCCUCCAUCGUUACCCUUGCAAAUAUGUGUACAACCCCUGGCAACGCUGGCGCAGGAUUCGGGUAUGCCUGGUCCUUUGGUGGGCCUGGUACCGAAACCCGAGAGAACGCACAGAGCGAGCUCGCUACCAAUAUUAGUUACGCCGUUAAUAACAAUCAGGACCAAGGUUCCAGUCAAAAGAUACAGGUCGAUAUCAAACCGGCAAAAAACGUUAAUAGUGCUCAUCGCAGACCUAUGUUCGCUAUGAACGAAAGUUGUCAACAAACUCCUACUACCCACCACGGUCACACAGGCGGAGCUCAUAAUCAAACGCAUGGUUCUCACGUUCGCACUAAAAAGCAUCACGACGUUUUUCCAUUGAAUUGUGAAAAGGGAGGCUGUCAGUGUGACGCUUCGCAACCAACGCCUCCACCUUCUCUAUUUUCAAAUACCUUAGUUUUUACUACAGCCGACAAGCAUGCCAUGAGUAAGCAUUUCAUGACACCGCUUGGACCUUUGCAGCUUACUGCAGAAGAGUGCAAUGAAAUUUUAAUGAAAAGGGCAGCAGCUGCAUCUAAUCAAGCAAAUGCCAACAAUGUUACUACCAGUCAAACGGACGGCACAGCUCACUUUGGACACGUAUUGACUCAUGUAAACACUACUCAAAUCGAGACUAAAGUUAAGCAACAGCAAGAUAUGGGGAGCCAAGUUCGUGUACCUAAGGAAAGACCAUAUUCUUGUUCCGAAUGUGGGAAGUCAUUUUUACUAAAGCAUCAUUUAACGACGCAUGCAAGAGUACAUACAGGAGAAAGACCUCAUAUAUGCGUUCACUGUGGCAAGAGUUUCGCUCACAAACAUUGUCUUCAUACCCACUUGCUGUUACACAGUGCAGAAAGACCUUAUCAAUGUCGAGAAUGUAAAAAGUCCUUUACGUUAAAACAUCACCUUGUAACGCAUACUCGGGUACACACGAGAGAGAGACCAUUCGUUUGCCAGGAAUGUGGAAGAGCGUUUCCUCUUAAACGCCAUUUAGUCACCCAUAGUAAAUUUCAUUCUGGAGAAAGGCCAUUUGUUUGCGAAGAAUGUGGAGAAUCCUUCUCGCAGAAGGAUCACUUGACGAUGCAUUCGCGCUUCCACGGCAGUUUACAUCCAUUUGUUUGUCAUGAUUGUGGGGCUACGUUUCAAAGGAAGUUUGAACUAGUAAACCAUGGUCGGUUACAUGGUAGAAUUCCACAUUCGUGUACUGUUUGUGGUAAAGAAUUUUUACAGAAGAGAACGCUAUUAGCACACAUGCGUUUACAUACAGGAGAGACACCUCGCUUGCACCGUUUGUGGAGAGGCAUUCCCGCGUAAAGUAGAUUUAGUUACGCACUCCAAGAUUCACAAUAACAAUACGAGUACAGAUGAGAAAUCUCUUACA